AUGGCAGACAGCUUUAAUUCGAGUGGAUAAUUUUAUAAUUUUGUUGGAACAGCUGGUACAGCAGAUUUUAUGCCAGGAUCAGGCUAAGAAUAAUAGUUUAAAAUAUUAAUAAUAAAUUAGAUUGAGUUUCGGAAGAAAUUAUUUAGGAUAUAAUGAUUAAUAAGUAGGAAGUUUUUAAAAUAACUUCCAUUAAUCAUAAUUGAUAGAUUCAGAAGUUAAAAAUAGUCUAGAUUAAUUUUUUGAAAUGAAAAUAGAAGAUGUUAGAUUAGAUAAUUUAUUAAUACAGGAAGAAUCUUCAAAUCAAUAAAAAUUGAAAUAAUCCAUACAUUCAGAUGUGAAUAGUAGAUCUCAAUAUUCAGGAGAUCAAGAAUUCCGAUUAGGUUAUAAUGAUCCCUAUUAUAAAUAGAAUCAGCAGAAUAAAUUAAUAGUAAGUUUAAACCUGAAGUUAAAAUGCUAAUUCCUCAAAAUUAGGGUAAAAGCAUAUAUCGUGAAAAGAUUGAUUCAUUAUUAGAAAAGCGAACCUCUAACAAUAACUCAGUAUCCCCUUCAAUUACUCCAAGAUCUUCUAAAAGUCAAUAAAAAUUAGAGAGAAAACGAUCUUAAAAUCUUUAGAAUGAGAAUUCUAAUGAUAUGGCAGAUCCUACUCAAUUGAAAUUAGCUAAAAAUAGAGAAUCUGCUAAAAAUUCAAGAGAAAGAAAAAAAAUAUAUUAAUAAUUAUUAGAAAAAUAAGUACAAGAAUUAUAGAUAGAAAAUGAAAAGUUAAGGGAUAUAUGCAAAAAUUAAGCUUAAUCAAUGGAAAUAGUAAAUAAAAAGACUUAAAAAGUAUGCUGUUGAAUAUUAUAUUAGUUUUAAUUGUUUUUGGAAUAGUAACAGUAAAUGUUUGAGAAAUUGGAAUUAUGUAUAAUAAAAAAAGCUAGUUUUGAUGAAAUUGGAAUAAUAAUGGAUGCUUUAAGAUAUAGAAUAUAAUCAAAUUCAUAAGAAAGAAAUGAUACUGCUAGAGUGUAUUUUGAUAGUAUAGCAGAAAUAAUGUUGCCUAUGUAGGUUAAAUAUUUAUUAUAUGCAUGUUAAAAUUCGAAAGAUAUGUUUGCAAAUACUGACUAGUAUAAUAUUGAUAUUAUUCUAUAUUUAUAGAGAUUACAGUGAAUGGUUGAAAGAAGGGUUUGAAAGUACAAAAGUGAAUUUUGAGAAUUUCACCAAACUCAAAAAAUUUUAGACAAAGGUUUAAUAAUUAAAAUAAAAUAUUUCUAAGUAAUAAAUAAAUUAAUUAAUUUUUAUAGUUCUUUAGAUAAAAUAAAGAAUGAAAUAAAAUCUAUCUAAGAUUAAGCUUCUAAAUUGGAUUAAGUUUGGGAUUCUUUAAAAUCAAUAUUAAAUCCAUUGUAAUUAGGUACUUUAAUGUGUUCACUGUAUCAUGUAAUAAAAUAUAAUAAUAAUAAAUAGAAUAUUUAUAGAAAUGAAUUAUAGACAAGCACAUUGUUUAAUUAAUUAAAGAAUUCUUAGGCAGAAGAUGAUGAUUUUUCAUUUAAAAUAGAGGAAGAAAUAAAUUAUGGAACAAAUAAAAUGGUUAAAAGGUGUUGAGAAUUAUAAAACUUAUAUAAUUAAAUUAUUAUUUUGUUUCAGUGAACAUAAGAGAAUGGCUGAUUAAAAAGUUGUUUCUGUCUUCGAUUUUGGAAAAAUAAGAAAUAAAUUUUGGUAACCAUGUGAUAAAUCUGUGUUAGAUGUACAUAUAAUGAAUAAUAUUUAUAUAAGUCUUAAUCUUUUUUAGUUGAAUAAGAUUUCUUGACAGCAGGAAAAGUUAUGGUAAAACAAAUAUUAAUAGUGCUUGGAUUAGAAUAUAUUUAUAAAGUUAGUACUAAUAAGUUAAAAUGUGCUCCUCUUGCUACAAUGCAUUUAAGUUUUAUUGAUCCUGGGGCUGAUCAUAUGGUUUAAUUGAAUUCUGAUGAACAAUAAUUUGGAUUGAAAUUGACCUAUCAAACUAAAACUUUAGAUAUCUUUCUCUCUGACAAAUCUUUAUAUGAUUAGUGGAAACAGCAUUUCAGACGAGUUUGCUUAUUAGAGAAUUUUCAUGAUGCUUUUAUGGUUUCAAAAUUAAUUGGAAAAGGAAGUUUUGCUAAAGUGUAUUUGGCAACUAGAAAAGAGAAUAAUUAAUAGUAUGCUAUCAAAGCAUUUAGUAAAUCCUUUAUGUAAUAACAACAUAAAGGAAUUGAAAGCUUAUUAAAUGAAAUGCAAGUUAUGAGAAAAUUAAAUCAUCAAAACAUAGUUAAAUUGCAUGAAGUACAUGAAACAACUAAUUCAGUUUACUUUGUUGUAGACAUAAUAACUGGUGGUGAAUUGCUUUAACGAGUCAGAGAAACAGGUUUUCAAUUCAGUAAUUUUUAGGCUUUCUACCAGCUGAAACUCUCUAGAGAUUAGCUUAUAAUUUGUUAUCAGCAUUAAAUCAUUUGCAUCAAUUUAAAAUUGCUCAUAGAGACUUGAAACCUGAAAAUUUGUUAUUACGUUCCAAUGAAAAUAAUUAUGAUAUUAUAUUAGCAGAUUUUGGUUUAGCAGCAUAAUUAACAGAUGAAAAUAUCUUAUUCAAAAGAUGUGGAACACCAGGUUUUGUUGCACCUGAAAUCUUAGAAUAUAUGGAAGGUUAGUAAUUUUAUGAUGAAAAAUGUGAUGUUUUUAGUGCUGGUGUUAUACUAUAUCUCUUAAUAGUAAUUAUUUCUAUUAUAAUUAAAUAAAGACUGGAGGUUAACCAUUUACUGGAAAAGAUUAAAAAGCAAUACUUAAGGCUAAUAAAGAUUGCCAAAUUGAUUUUGAAGAUUCUCUCUUUAAAUCUGCCCCUAUUUAAAUGUAAGAUCUUAUGAAAUCCAUGUUAUAAAAGAAGCCUUCUAAUAGAUUGAGUUCUACUGAAGUAAAGAUAUUGUUAUUUUUAGUGUUUAAGACAUCCAUAUUUCAAAGAAUUAGUUAAGUAAGAAUAAAUUAAAUAGGAGAAAUACUAAAGUAAUUUGACAGAUUAUAAUUAAUAAUUCAAAAAUAAUGUAAGAGCAGGUUCUAUAGAUCUAACUUUGGAAUAAAGAUAACCAGCAUUUACAGGAAAUAUGAACUCAAUAGAAUCAAUCAGUUGUGUUUCAAAUGGUUCAUUUGCUAAAAUUGAAAUGAAAGCACCUUCUGUUGUUGGAGCUUCAAAAUUUAGUUAAUAUAGUUCUCGUUUGAAUCGAUUAGGUUCUAGAGAUAUAUCUGGUAAUUAAACUAUUCUAUUCUAGAUAUACCAACUACAUAAUUACAAAAGACUGAAUCAAAAAAACACAUAGAUCUACAUAGAAUUGCUAUUUAAAAUUCUCAUAGAAAAUAAAUUAUUGAUUAAUUUGAAGAUCAACCUGUACAUCAAGAAAACUCAGAUGUAUCUGAUAUGGUUAGAUUAUAUAAUUCAACAAGAUAAAUUCGAAUCCCUGACAAUUUAACUUAAUUGUCCUAAACAAACAAAUAAGCAUCUACUCCAACUACUAAAGGCAAACAGAAUUCAUGA
Molecule: messenger RNA, 3508 nt
Organism: Paramecium sonneborni
Lineage: Eukaryota; Ciliophora; Oligohymenophorea; Peniculida; Parameciidae
Source: the annotation of a GenBank genome assembly